This is a messenger RNA of Lodderomyces pseudojiufengensis, 1236 nucleotides long. RefSeq names its product Alp1p (gene ALP1). Bases 1 to 1236 code for a protein of 411 amino acids. The transcript is spliced from 2 exons. Gene Ontology annotation, cellular component: membrane. Gene Ontology annotation, biological process: amino acid transmembrane transport. The record is from RefSeq and is a predicted model, not a curated record. Lineage: Eukaryota; Fungi; Ascomycota; Pichiomycetes; Serinales; Debaryomycetaceae. Gene Ontology annotation, molecular function: amino acid transmembrane transporter activity.
AUGUCGUUAGUAACAUCACAAGAUACCAAAAAAGAGCAUAUCACAACGUACGAUUUAGAAAAUUCAAUACAUGAAGAUGAUCAUAGCUCCUCCUCCAUUGAACAGGUUGAAAAAACAGAGAAUUUGAAUCGUGCUUUAAAUCAACGUUUAAUUAAUAUGAUAACAUUGGCAGGAGUUAUUGGUACUGGUUUGUUUUUAGGUACUGGAAAAUCAUUAGCUGAAGGAGGACCAGUAAGUUUAUUUUUAGGAUAUUUAAUAAUUGGUAUAUUAGUGUUCAACGUCAUGCUUUGCCUUGGAGAACAGAGUGUUUUUCUACCAGUUUCAGGUUCUUUCACUACUUAUUCCAAAAGGUUUGGAUCUGACUCAUUGGGAUUUGCUGUUUUAAUAAAUUAUUGGUUCAAUGAUUGUUGUUCAGUAGCUGCUGAUUUGACUGCUUUGCAAUUAGUUAUUCAAUAUUGGACCGAUUUCCAUUGGUAUGUUAUAUCAAUUAUAUUUUGGGUAUUUUUAUUAUUUUUAAAUGUGAUUCAUGUUAGAUUUUAUGGUGAAGCAGAAUAUUGGCUAGCUUUAUUGAAAGUCAUAGCAAUUGUUAUCUUCUUUAUUAUCAGUAUAAUAUGCAAUGCAGGUAAGAAUGACUUUCAUGAGUAUCUAGGAUUCAAAUUAUGGACAUAUAAAGAUGCUCCGUUCCCCAAUGGAUUUCCUGGCUUCAUAAACAUCUUCAUUACAGCAGCUUUCUCAUACGGUGGCUUAGAGUCCAUAUCGUUAGCUGGAGGCGAAACUAUUAACCCUCGGGUUACUAUUCGAAACUCCAUAAAAACCACUUUUUUUAGAAUUUUCAUUUUUUACAUUUUAACUACUUUGUUCAUACUGAUAAAUAUACCAUAUGAUUAUCCAAAUUUACUGACUAAGACCGUUGCUGUAUCCCCUUUUACAAUUGUAUUUCAACAAGUUGGAGCUAAAGGUGCUGGAUCAUUUAUGAAUGCUGUCAUAUUAACAUCAAUAAUUUCUGCAGGAAAUCAUGCAUUAUUUGCUGGUUCAAGAUUAGCUUUUAAUUUAAGUAGUCAAGGUUAUAUUCCCAAGAUCUUUUUACCAUUGAAUAGAUAUAAAGUACCAUAUGUUGCUGUAAUAGUAACUUGGUUCAUUGGAGGCUUGUGUUUUGCUUCCGCUUUCGUCGGAAGUGGAGAAUUAUGGGCGUGGUUGCAAUCGAUAGUUGAGUCCAAAAUAAAACUCAUGAAUUAA